AUGCGAACACGAGUCUGCGGAUUGCCAACAAGCCUCUUAGUAAAUAUCAAUAAUGCUGUGUUGCCAAUACAAUUGCCUGAAGCGUCUCAAAGCCUCAAUUUUGAGCAUUCCUUCGAAUUCUGCCAUAACUACACUUGGCAACUUCACUUUGAAAAUUCAGCCGGUCGAAUAAUCUAUCCUCAAAGCCUUACCACCUCCACGAAAUAUCCAGAUAUCAUGAAAACCGUGCCAACUAUAUUUUACAGAUCGCCAAAUCUUGGUGCAUCGUACACCUCCCUUCAUCGGUUUUGUGAAUACAUAUAUGCCUUGCAGUGGGGCGUUUUUCCAUCUAUUGAUCAAUGCGAAGUCAACCCAAAAAAUUCUUUAUCCGGAAACACUAUAGAACUUCCGCCCUUGAAAGAGGGUCUUGUGUAUAUGUUCAGUGCACGCGUUCAGCCUCCUAUUGGUCAAUUCCAUUGUGGAAGGACUAGUUUUGCCUCCAAUUGGUCGGAAACACUUAUCGUUUAUACGAAAAUGUCCCAGAGCGAAGUUAAAACUAAUAAUAAAACAGUGACAGCUUAUAUCUCCAAAACUAAGGAGGAAGAUGAGGAAAACUUCGGCUGUAUGCUGCCACAAACCCCCUACUCUGGCCAAAACGAAUUUCGAAUCGUAGAGGACACUGGACCUAUUCCAACUGAAAAUACUUCUGUUUGCAUAAUUGUGGACUGGCAAGUCGAAACAAAGAGUGCUAGUUCUAUUCUUGGCUACAUUCUCGAGAUCGGUCGACAAGGAAAUAACAGUUGUCGAAUCAUCUGGAUUCCCUGUGAAGAUUGCUUCCAAAGUUCUAGUUUGCGCAAUGCCAUACCAGAAGUGACAGACGCCAUAAAUCAAAUUGAAUUUUCCUGUUUGGGGAGUCAAUCCGGCUUCCUGAAAAACGCCGAGCGCUUAAAUACGCCACUCUAUAAAGGAACCACUCGCCUGCUAAUGGGAUUUCAAAGCACCAAUCAUCGGGCUGACAAUUUGCAUGGUGUUGUUAAAGCAUAUGCAGUAAAAAUGGGAUCAAUACAACUCAUAAUGGAACAAACUUGGCAAACAAAUGCACAAGUUUUGCUUGCAAAAACCAAGAUGCAUAUUGUAAUUGCUGCUAUACUUGGUACAAUUUCAAUACUUGCCAUCGUUGUUCUGAUUGUUGUCAAAUUGAAACGUCAGGUUGUUCGGCGGGAUCAAUAUAUGAAAGAGCUAACAAGGGAUGAAGUUGCGUCGGCAGUUCGAGAAUCUGCCAAGAAAUUUCAAAGCAAAUUAGUGACGCGUCUCAAGAAGGCUCCUUCACCAAUUCAACUCUCCAAUUUCAUUGAAACUGUAGCGAAAUAUGCUGAAGACGAGUUAGUACAUUUCUGGGGAGUCACUUUUGAUAUCUUAACUUGUGCGAACUACGCUGCAGCCCAACAGGAGGAAAAGGGCUUGACUAUAGAGGCAGGAACACAUCCACAAAAUCGUUUGAGAAAUCGAUACAAAAAUAUUUGUCCUUAUGACCAAAAUCGCUUGCAUCUGCACAAAGAAUAUGCUCUACAGGACCUCUACCCUGGAGCGAUAAAUAUUCCAAAUGUUGAACCUCUUGGGCUGAUCGCCAUGUCGGACUACGUCAAUGCCAGUGUGAUCCCCUCCUCACCACCUCAUCAUCAGAUCUUCCCCAUGACUGGCAAGAGUGCCUCCAAUGGUCCAAGUGUCUACAUUGCUGCUCAAGCCCCCAAAACACAUGCUGUCGGACUUUUCUGGCAAGCGAUAUGGGACUCGGAGGUGCGAAUCAUUGUGAUGCUCACGAGAUUAAACGAGAGAGACAAGGAAAAGUGCUGCCCCUAUUGGCCUCGAAAGCAAAGCAAAGAUAACGAAAACGCGAGUGAAACCGACAACAAUGUACUUUGUUCCGAAAUUUACGGGAACAUUUCGGUGACAUUACAAAGUUCUGAAUCUGGAAUCUGCUACAUUCGCCGUGUUCUUACUAUUCGCAAUACGGUAAGGUGA
Rodentolepis nana is the source of this 2001-nucleotide messenger RNA. NCBI's taxonomy places the organism in Eukaryota, Metazoa, Platyhelminthes, Cestoda, Cyclophyllidea, Hymenolepididae. The record is from the annotation of a GenBank genome assembly.